This is a messenger RNA of Salvelinus fontinalis (brook trout), 1590 nucleotides long. Its product is annotated as transcription factor HES-5-like. Gene Ontology annotation, cellular component: nucleus. Gene Ontology annotation, molecular function: protein dimerization activity; DNA-binding transcription factor activity, RNA polymerase II-specific; RNA polymerase II cis-regulatory region sequence-specific DNA binding. The coding region runs from base 566 to 1030 and encodes 154 amino acids. The record is from RefSeq and is a predicted model, not a curated record. The transcript has 2 exons. Gene Ontology annotation, biological process: regulation of transcription by RNA polymerase II; regulation of neurogenesis; anterior/posterior pattern specification. Lineage: Eukaryota; Metazoa; Chordata; Actinopteri; Salmoniformes; Salmonidae.
AAGACAGAGAAGAUGUAAAGGGUACAUAAGUUACGGAUGUAAGGGGAGAGAAUUAAUUUAUACAGCACACUUACAGUACUAUCACAGUAUUGCAGCGCAUUCAAUUUGAUUUAUUUGAAUUCAUGUUGAUUUUUAAUUAAUAUUGUGUCUUCUGAUUAUAUUCAUUGUCUCCUUAAUAGGUUAGCAUUCAUUUCUGCAAUGUGAAGUGUGCAGUAUCUAUAUGCCUUUAGGGUUCCUUAUCAAGUCUGACUGAGUCCCAAUCUGCAGAGGCCUGAUAGGGAAUGUUCCCAGGUAAUAAAAGUGUAACGAUGUGCUUGUAUUCAGUCUCUGCCUCUGAUAUCUGCAGCACCGUUCCCUCUGUUGAGGCCAGUAAACCAUGAGAUAAUGGAUGCCUCUCCCAUUGUUGUGUCCGCCUCGCCCACUGGCCUCUGAGUGUGGGAAAGCGAAUCCAGCCUGGUACACAUGGCUUUGUAAUGCUAAUGGCCUCCUAUAAAUAGGGGAGUGGGCUCCUCUCUCAGCUCACAACCCUCUCGCCUUCCUCAGAGAAGCACACUCUCUCUCUAACAUGGCUCCUACCUACACCAGAGACUCUGACAACACCAUGCUCUCUAUUAAAGACAAACAUAAACUAAGGAAACCAGUUGUGGAGAAGAUGCGUAGAGACCGCAUCAACACCUGCAUAGAGCAGCUCAAGACCCUGCUGGAGAGGGAGUUCCACAAACAGGACCCCAAUGCCAAGCUGGAGAAGGCUGACAUCCUGGAGAUGACGGUGGGGUUCCUGAAGCAGCAGCUGCAGCCUCAGAGCCCAGUUCCUCAGAGGGCCCACCGUGAGGGCUACUCCCAGUGCUGGAGGGAGACACUGCACUUCCUGUCUUCCAGCUCCAUGAAGGACAUGAUGCUCCAGAACCUCCAGAGAGCUGGCCAGGACAUCUGUCUCUCCUCUCCACUCUCCUCCCAACACCAAAACCACAGCCAGGGUCCAGUGAAGCAGGCCAUCACAGGCCACAAACCAGUCUGGAGGCCUUGGUAGAACCACCGCAUAGAGAGACUCUCUAUCUCACAAACUGGAUGGGUGUUUACCAUCUUUCUUGCUGUAGGAAAUACAUUUCCAAAAGUUAUAUUGAAAUUAUAUUAUUUUCUUGUUAUAUUUGAACGGAAUUCUACUGAUGUGAUUAUUUGUUCUCAGAGAAGAAGCUGAAAACAUAUUUGUAUUAAUUCAUAAUGAAGAAUAUGUUUGAUAUUUUACGUGUAUGUUUAUGUGUGUAUGCAUUUUGUGCUCACUUGAUGCACCAAUAUGUUCUUUAGUCCUUUCAUUUUCUAUGAAGAUGAUUUGUAAAGGUUAUAUCUUAACGUGUAUGGUUGCUUAGCUAACUCAAAUCUUGCUUUAACUCUAUUGUAUGUACUGUCCUAUUAAAGGGCAUUUACACAUGCUUUGAUAUGCCUUUUGUAAAGGCUUUUUGGGACGUUGUUGUUCCACCAUAGGCACUGUUGUGCUGUGAAAUGUAUUGUUGACACUGUGUGUCUUUCAUUUUCACUUGAUAAAGUGAACAGACACCUAAAAUGGAUUCCAAUAAAUGUUUUGGAAAGCAA